Daphnia magna is the source of this 1170-nucleotide messenger RNA. Its product is annotated as transmembrane and ubiquitin-like domain-containing protein 1. Bases 164 to 1114 code for a protein of 316 amino acids. The transcript has 3 exons. Lineage: Eukaryota; Metazoa; Arthropoda; Branchiopoda; Diplostraca; Daphniidae. The record is from RefSeq and is a predicted model, not a curated record. Gene Ontology annotation, molecular function: protein binding.
GCAGCCCUCCAUAUUGUUUCGUCUGCUAUACGUUCAUUUCUAAAUUUGUAUUUUGAUUAGAAGAACUUUCACUCCUGUCGAAUUGUUUGUACGUGAAAUCAUGUGAUAGCUUCGUUCCAAAUUUGUAAAAUACGCAUCUAAGCACAUCAACAUUCAAAUUAGCAUGUCGUUGAUCGAAGGAAUAGGCGAUGAAGUGCCCAUAUUUUUUGUUUUGGCAGCGAUUGUCAUAGUGGCAUUUAUGGUUCUGGCUUGGAAAUCGACAGAGGUCCCAGAAACUCCUCUGUCAUUACCUGUUCUUACAUUUACAUUAUCACAAAGAGAAAUUCCAGCUACAUCUGGGCUGGUUGCAGAUGAUGAUGGACCUUCAUUUCCAUUGGAAGAAAAUGAAUCAAAUCACGAAAUUUCCUCUGCAUCAAACCUAGAUGCGUCUAAUCAUCAAACUAUAGCUAGCUCAGCCAUUCAGGCAGAAAAUAAUGAAGAAACAGCCUCAGAAGUCCACCUUACGCCACACGAAACUGCAUCAGAUAAAAGUGAUGAGCCAAGAAGGAGACAAAUGGAUGCUUCACCAACACGAACAGAAGCUAUCAUAAGUGUGAAAUUGAUGUAUAUGGAUGAUACACACAGGCUGGUAGAAAGUCCUAUAAAUACAACCAUUGGAGACUUUAAAAAGACACAUUUUAAGAAUGAGUUGAACGCAAACAAAGUUGUCAAACUCAUCUAUAAUGGCCAAGUACUGAGUGAAGAAUCGUCCAUACUCUCUCAAGUGGGUCUCGACAAUAACUCGGUUAUUCAUUGUCUUAUUCAUCAACCUCGUUCUACCAAUACCACAACAACUUCUCCUCCUGCUAGCACCUUGCCUGGUCCUACACAACAACAGUCCACAGAAGAUGCUUUUCCACGACAAUCCGGCCAACAAACCGCUGCUGAAUCCAGUAUAGACAUCGGCGGCCUACUAGUCCCUCUAUUUGGAGUUAUUCUUGGCUUAGUUUGGUACUGCCGGAUCGCCUACGCCUCUUAUUUUACAGCUGCAGCGACAACUGGACUCGUUGGGCUUUCUGGGCUCUGCAUCUUUUCGGUCCUUAUUAUUUGGUACCCUGAACCCGAAGCUCCGUAAGCUGAUUACUUGUAGAUUCGAAGUUUUUCCCAAUAAAUAUGACACGUUGCCUCAUC